UGGAGUGAAGAGAUAGCGUUGUUGCCGUCUGACUUUUACAUUUCCCUUCGUGUCUGAGAAGUAAACUAAACCAAAGCGUUCAUUUAAGGGCAGAAACAUUUCCAAACUACGGGGCAAACUUAUCUUCGGAGGCCACCAUGCUGGAGGACAAGAAGACCAAGGUGAAGAUCACCUUCCUGGUUAUCCUGGUAGGCAUCUCAUCCAUGUUGGCGGCGGUGGUGACGGACCACUGGGCGGUGCUGAGUCCCAGGGUGGAGCGGCUCAACACCACCUGCGAAGCAGCCUAUUUCGGACUUUGGAGGCUGUGUAAAAAGAGUAUCUACAUUGUAGAGGAAGACCCCCAGGGCAAAGGCUGUGGCCCUAUCAGCCUGCCAGGAGUCAAGAACUGCUCCUACUUCAAACACUUCACAUCAGGGGAAGAGGCUGAAGUUUUUGAAGUAAAGACUCAGAAAGAGUACAACAUCUCAGCUGCUGCCAUAGCCGUCUUCAGUCUGGCCUUCAUGACCCUGGGCAGUCUCUGCCUCCUGGGGGCUUUUGGAAAGGGCAGAGACUACCUGCUGAGACCAGCUGGCAUGUUCUUUGCUUUUGCAGGUCUGUGCAUCGUCAUCUCAGUGGAGAUCAUGAGGCAGUCGGUCAAACGCAUGAUCGACAGCGACGAGACCAUAUGGAUCGAGUACUACUAUUCGUGGUCCUUCGCUUGCGCCUGCGCCGCCUUCACCCUCCUCUUCCUCAGCGGCAUCAGCCUCCUCAUCAUCUCCAUGCCACACAUGCCCAGAAACCCCUGGGAGACCUGCAUGGAUGCCGAACCAGAACCCAUAGACUAGAGAUGACCACAGAGUAAGAGCGCAUGACACAGGAGUCAUACUAGCAGAGUGAAUGAUGAUGCAUUGCAUUUAUAGAUGAUGAUAGUGAUGCAUUGAUAUUUUUAACUCAGCAUUGACAGAGACGGAUAGAUUAUGCAAAUCGUUUUUUGUUUUUUUAAUUGUAUAGAUUCUUUGAAACGGUGUUCUGUAGAAAAAUGCAGGUCAAACCGGUUCGAAAAGAUUUGAUGGUGAGUGAAUAAUAACAGAAUUGACAUUUUUGGGUAAACGGUCCCAUUAAAGUCUAUACGAAAUAUCGAACAUGAAUUUUGUUAUAACGUUGUUAUAACGAAUGUUUUAUGGUAUAUGAAAACAUUUUUAUGUGCAUUCAUGCUUAUAUGCAAUAGAUGACAGCUUAGAAUGUAUAUUUAGGGACUUGUUUAUAGUACAUAAAGUUUACAAUCUGUUAUUUCUGAAACUGGAUAAUGGAUGACCAUAAAAGUAUAAGCAACGAUGGAUUAUUUGUUUCAGCAAAUACAGAUUGCACUUUAAAGUGAGUUGAAUCUAAUAACAUUACUAGUACCGGUUUAUACUUCCCAGGUAAUUUAAGAUGUUAUAUUCAUGUCACACUGGGACUUCCUGCUUUUGAGCGAGUGAAUCUCAAAGACAGACUGUUGAAACCCCACAAACAUUUACUGCACUGAUGUAGCUGGGGCAGGACAUAUUGAAGGUCUCAUCCUUUUUGUAUUUAUUUUAUAACCAAUAGCCUUUAGUUUAAGACACCACCAAACCAUGAGUUACUGCUUCCUGUUCCUGGUUUGAGGGCAUAAUUUAGAGGGAAGGACAUUCUCAUUUGAUUGUACGUUUGACCCAUUUUCCAGAAAGAAAAGGAUUUCCAAUGCGUGUAUAAAACGAGUAUACUCCUAUUCAAACUAAUAGAAAUGGACUGAAAUCCACCAAACAUUCAUAAACAUGCAUAUUCAAUGAGCUUAUUCUGUUAUUCACACGUCUUUGUUAUUCUACAUUGUACUCCAUUAUAUCAGACUUGUAUAAAGACAGUGAACCAGGGCUUAAAAUGUACACUGCCACCUUAGAAAUGGACAUUUAAGAUGUUGAAUGGUUAUAGAUUACAUUUUGAACAAAGUCCAAGGGCUUUUGGAUCAGUGGGCAAAUAAUGAACAAAUUUGUGAUUUAAGAAUAAUGUGAAUGCUCAUUUUCGGUAUAUUUGCUAAUUUACUAAUGCUAAUGUAUCAGUUUGCGUUAUUGCUAAUAGCUUUAUUAAACAACCAGUUUUUUGGUUGCAUCUUGCCUUUUGUCAGAACUAAUAACCAUUUCCUGAGCACAAGUAAACACAUUAUAGCUCUCAUGAUGGUUCAUUUUUUUUUAUCCUGAUCAGGUGAGCACAAAUAAAAUCUCUUUGUUGCUUAUUAAAACUGAGCAUUUUGAUAUCCAAUAGCAAGCAGAAUCUUUACACUCAUUUGGCAGCUUUGCAUUUUUUCAUGUAUUUGCAAAUAUAAUAAAAAUCUAAAAUGUU
Messenger RNA from Carassius carassius (crucian carp), 2334 nucleotides. RefSeq names its product voltage-dependent calcium channel gamma-1 subunit-like. Gene Ontology annotation, biological process: calcium ion transmembrane transport; regulation of calcium ion transmembrane transport via high voltage-gated calcium channel. Gene Ontology annotation, cellular component: membrane; L-type voltage-gated calcium channel complex. NCBI's taxonomy places the organism in Eukaryota, Metazoa, Chordata, Actinopteri, Cypriniformes, Cyprinidae. The record is from RefSeq and is a predicted model, not a curated record. Bases 138 to 824 code for a protein of 228 amino acids. Gene Ontology annotation, molecular function: calcium channel regulator activity; voltage-gated calcium channel activity. The transcript is spliced from 4 exons.